AUAUAGAUUUGAUAAUUAAUUGUAUGAAUAGCACAGUUUAACACUUAAUUUGUAUCAAAACAUGCUAGAUAUUUUCCACAUUAAUCUUUAUAUUAUUGACUGGUAUCUUUUUUGGUAGGUUUUUUUUUUCAUUAGAUUUCACAACUACAACUCUUUUUGUUACCAAAUGGUCUAGAACUUCAGUAGCUACCAAGAAGUCAUUCUUUCCUACUGAAGCGAGCUUGUUACUCUUUAAAUAUAAUUGAACACUUCAUUUCAUAUCAUUAGUCUCACCACAUAUUGUACAAGAAUAUGGGAAAAAAUCAUGGUGAUGAUGAUGAUCUUCCUCUUUUCGAAACAAAGUCUGCCCAGAGGCGUACCCAAUUUAGAUUGUUUGUAGGAACGAUGUUAGUGGGGAUAUUCUCUAUUUUUGUGUACAGAUUAAGGUAUAUGCCAUUCCCAACCAAAGAAGAAGAAGGUGCAGUAGUCAUCUUAUUGGUUUGGAUUGGAUUGUUUGUGUCUGAGCUUUGGUUCACUCUUUAUUGGUUUGUCACACUUGUAGUUCGAUGGAAUCCCGUAUAUCGUCACACUUUCAAAGACAGGCUAAUUCACACCAGGUAUGGGGAGAAGGAUUUGCCGAGGGUGGACAUAUUUGUGUGCACAGCUGACCCAAAAGCAGAGCCACCGUUAAUGGUGGUGAACACGGUGUUGUCAGUGAUGGCUUAUGACUACCCUCCACACAAGCUUAGCGUCUACCUUUCUGACGAUGGUGCUUCGGAAUUGACAUUUUAUGCUUUGUUAGAGGCCUCUGAAUUCUCAAAGAAAUGGCUUCCUUUCUGUAACAAGUUCAAAGUAGAACCCAGAUCUCCUGAGGCUUAUUUCACCAACAAUAAAGCUUCUCAGCCACUCGAUGUCGAUGACCAUCGUGAUCAAUGGACCUCCAUCAAGAGGCUAUAUGAAGACAUGAAGACAAGAAUUGAAAGUGCUACAAAAGUUGGUAAAAUUUCAGAAAUGUUACGAAGAACACACAAGGGGUUUCUUGACUGGGACUCUGUUUCAAGCAAACGAGAUCAUCACACCAUUAUCCAGAUUAUUAUCGAUGGAAGAGAUCCCAAGGCUGUGGACAUUGAUGGGCAUGCUUUGCCAACUUUGGUAUAUUUGGCACGUGAAAAGAGACCCCAAUACCACCACAACUUCAAAGCAGGGGCGAUGAACUCACUGAUAAGAGUAUCGGCCCAAAUCAGCAAUGCUCCCAUAAUUCUCAACGUGGACUGUGACAUGUAUUCGAACUAUUCAGAAUCCGUGAGAGAUGCAAUGUGCUUCUUUUUGGAUAAAGAAAAGGGUCAUGAGAUUGCAUAUAUUCAGUUUCCACAGGCGUUUGAGAACCUCACAGAGAAUGAUAUUUACAGCGGUUCCUUGAGACUUAUAAUGGAGGUUGAUCUUCGAGGAUUUGACUCUAAUGGAGGGCCUUGCUAUAUUGGUACCGGGUGCUUUCAUAGAAGGGAAUCUCUUUCUGGUAAGAAAUACGAGGCAAGUAAUAAAGUAUUACUCGAAUGGAAAAGAAAGAAUGAAGAUAAGGGAAUUAGUGCAGAAGCUCUCGAAGAAACAUGUAAACUUCUUGCUAGUUGUACCUACGAAGAAAACACUAGUUGGGGAAAAGAGAUGGGUGUGAUGUAUGGGUGUGCAGUGGAAGAUAUUUUAACAGGACUUGUGAUACAAUGUAGAGGAUGGAAAUCAGUUUAUUAUAAUCCCAUUAGAAAGGCCUUUCUAGGAGUUGCUCCUAUAACACUUCAACAAGCACUUGUGCAACACAAGAGAUGGGGUGAAGGGAAUCUUCAAAUCUUUCUCUCAAAAUACUGUCCCUUAACGUACGGCUACAAAAAGAUUCCCCUACGACUUCAACUUUCCUACUUUAUCAGCUUGCUCUGGUCUCUAAACUGCUUCGCUUCACUCUACUAUGUCAUUGUGCCAUCACUUUUUCUUCUCAAAGGAAUCUCCUUAUUUCCUCAGAUUUCCAACAUAUGGGGUUUAUCAUUUCUCUACGUCUUCUUUGGCAACCGGGUGUACAGCCUUGGAGAACUUUUGAUGUGUGGAGGGACAUACUGGGAAUGGUUGAACUAUCAAAGAAUGUGGUUGUUUAAAAGGACCACUUCCUAUUUCUUUAGCGUCUUGGACCACGUCAUUAGGCUAUUGGGAUUCACUGAUGCAACCUUUAUCGUAACUGCAAAGGUGGUUGAUGAUGAUGUUUCUGAGAGAUACGAGCGAGAGUUGAUAGAAUUUGGUACUACUUCGCCAAUGUUCACCAUUUUGACCACCCUUGCAUUGCUUAAUGCCUUGGGCUUGAUUUGGGGUUUGAAGAGGUUGGUCUUCACUGACCAAAGUUUGGUUCUGAACCCAUUUGUAUUGCAGGCUAGUCUUUGUGCUCUGCUGGUUUUCAUCAACAUGCCAAUUUACCAAGCUAUCUUUUUAAGAAAGGAUAAGGGUAGACUUCCCAACUCAGUGAUUUAUCAAUCGAUUAUGCUCACUCUAGUAGCAUGUUCGAUUGUUGUUUGUUAGAAUAUUUGGCGAAACAUGUUUUAACUUAAGAGCAGUUGUAGUACUUGGUCAAGCCAAAUUGAACUACUUUGCUCAAUCUAUAUGUAAUAAUGUAAUUGUAUAUAAGCUCUAUCUUUAUGAUAUGUUUUUGGGUUAAUCAGAUUUUACUUGACUAAA
Messenger RNA from Cannabis sativa, 2691 nucleotides. RefSeq names its product cellulose synthase-like protein E6. Lineage: Eukaryota; Viridiplantae; Streptophyta; Magnoliopsida; Rosales; Cannabaceae. The transcript is spliced from 8 exons. Gene Ontology annotation, cellular component: trans-Golgi network; plasma membrane. The record is from RefSeq and is a predicted model, not a curated record. Gene Ontology annotation, biological process: cellulose biosynthetic process; plant-type primary cell wall biogenesis. Bases 292 to 2535 code for a protein of 747 amino acids. Gene Ontology annotation, molecular function: mannan synthase activity; cellulose synthase (UDP-forming) activity.